Molecule: messenger RNA, 1844 nt
Organism: Chironomus riparius
Lineage: Eukaryota; Metazoa; Arthropoda; Insecta; Diptera; Chironomidae
Source: the annotation of a GenBank genome assembly
GCUCAAAAAAGUAAACAUUUCAUCAAAAAUUAAUUAAAUCAAUUAAAUACUGAUAAUUACAUUAUAAAAUGUAUACCAAGUUGUUGUAUGAUUAUCUUGUGGAUUGUGAGUGCUGUAAAUAUUGUGUGUUAAGGUAUUUAAAGCCUAGAUACGAAGAAUUAUUGUGUGUAGAAAAAGCAUUUGAAAAAAGGAAGUUGGGACAUGAAAAACUCAAAAUCAAUGAUUUGAAUGAGAAGAAACAGAAGCUAAAUCCUUGUGUUAUUUGUUUUGGACUAUUUGAGAAUAUUGAUAGCAUAAUUUUGAAAGUUAAAGAGGAUGAAAGACUGAAUAAUUAUGAAAUUGACAAGUUCUUGUCGGGCUUUUCACUUCCUGUUCUUUUGGAACUCACUCAGUUGCAGAUGUGGCUGGCUCUGAUUGAAAAAUUUCCUGAACAUAUCAGUAAAGAAAAUACACCAGACGUACCCAUUAAAGAUGCUAUCAAAUACAUAAUAAAUGAUAGACUAGAGAAAGAAUUAAAGAAGGAAUUUGAUGUUGAAGGAAUCCUGAUUGGAAUAAAUUUUUCAAUUGAAAACGAGCACGAAGCUUUAAGUAAACUUGAUGAGGUUGCUCCGGAACUAAUGAACGAAAGAAAUAAACAGAAGAAGCGUUUUCGUACCGAAGUAAUCUCAAGGAAUUACUUCUGUAAGCAUUUCACACCGACCAGUAUCGAUAUCACGAAGUUUCAAAAAUUAAUUCCAAUUCCACCGAAAGUUCCAACAGCACCAAUUAAAUUUGAUGAAAUAGCCAUUACAGGUCCAACAAUUUUCCUCGCAGGACGUUACAAUAAAUAUUCGAGAGAUUUGAGUCAAACGCCUUGGUUUGUAGGCGGCAAAAAACUGUCAGACUUGAGUGUAGAAGAAAUCAUUGUCAGCUCCAUUUUGCCUCAUUUCAAAGUAUCUGAAUCAAGUGUCACAUUUAUGUCAAGCGGGCGAGAAGAUGUUGAUGUUAGAUGCCUUGGAAAGGGUCGACCGUUUGUACUUGAAAUUAUGAACACAACAAAAACAAUUUUGGAUAAAACCUUGGCGAACGAGAUGGAGGCAAAAGUGUGUCAAUCUGGUGUUGUAUCUAUUCGUGAUGUGCAGCUGGUAAAAAGAGAUGAUCUCCAUGCCAUUAAAUCGGGUGAACAAGACAAGAAGAAAUAUUAUCGUGCAUUGUGCACUUUAAGAGAUAAUGAUAUUAUUAAUGAGGAAAUGCUAGUAAAGCUAGAAAUAAAUGAAUCUUUUGACAUACAACAAUGGACGCCUUUGAGAGUUCUACAUCGUAGGACAUUGAUGAAAAGAACUCGAACAGUUCACAGUGUAAAGGCACAUGCUGUUAAAGGUAACUAUGCACUAAACAAUUUUAAAAUUUGUCAUUUUGAACACGUAUUAUGUCUGUAAAAUGUAUUAACGUACGAACAAUGUCAACAGAUAAGCACAAUCUGAUUGUCCUCGACUUCGUCACGCAGGCCGGAACUUACAUUAAGGAGCUUGUACAUGGUGAAUUUGGACGAACAGCGCCGAGCAUUUCAUCUCUUAUUAAUAGGGACAUUGACAUAAUUUCAUUGGAUGUUAUGAACAUUGAUCUCGACUUUCCACCAUCGACGCAAACAUGAGAAUGUAAUUAACAGUAAAAUGAACGCGUAAUUCCGCUUCUCAUAAAUAAUUAAUUAUGUAAAUUCCAUUUAAAAAUUUAUAAACGACCAGAUUUGGUAGAAAAAGUCAGCGUCAACAAUAAAAUUUUAAUGAAUGAGGAAGUUUUCAUAUUUUUACACAGAAUUUAAUAUGUAAUUUUAUUAAUGACAAUAAAUAUGAGAAAGAAAAAGU